Messenger RNA from Dipodomys spectabilis (banner-tailed kangaroo rat), 1862 nucleotides. It is a transcript of the gene Ttpa, whose product is annotated as alpha tocopherol transfer protein. The transcript has 5 exons. The record is from RefSeq and is a predicted model, not a curated record. Gene Ontology annotation, cellular component: membrane. Gene Ontology annotation, molecular function: phosphatidylinositol bisphosphate binding. NCBI's taxonomy places the organism in Eukaryota, Metazoa, Chordata, Mammalia, Rodentia, Heteromyidae. Bases 25 to 858 code for a protein of 277 amino acids.
CGCCCUGGCAGUGGCGCGGCGGGCAUGGCAGAGAUGAGGCCGGGAACAGCGACGGGGCAGCAGCUCAACGCGCUGCCCGAUCACUCGCCGCUGCUGCAGCCGGGCUUGCAGGAGCUGCGGCGCCGGGCCCGGGAGGCGGGAGCCCCGUUCUCGGAUUUGCCCUUCCCCGACGCCUUCCUGCUGCGGUUCCUACGCGCUCGGGAUUUCGAUCUGGACUUGGCCUGGCGGUUACUAAAAAACUAUUAUAAAUGGAGAGCAGAGUGUCCAGAAAUAAGUGCGGAUCUGCACCCCAGAAGUAUUCUUGGCCUUCUGAACGCUGGCUACCAUGGAGUUCUGAGAUCAAGGGACCUCACAGGCAGUAAAGUUCUUAUUUAUCGAAUUGCCUGCUGGGACCCAAAAGUUUUUACAGCUUAUGAUGUAUUUCGUGUAAGUCUAAUCACAUCGGAGCUUAUUGUUCAGGAGCCAGAAACUCAGCGGAAUGGAGUCAAGGUUAUAUUUGAUCUGGAAGGCUGGCAGAUUUCUCAUGCUUUACAAAUUGCCCCAUCUGUAGCCAAGAAGAUUGCUGCUGUACUUACAGAUUCCUUUCCACUGAAAGUUCGUGGCAUACAUUUUAUAAAUGAGCCAGUAAUUUUUCAUGCUGUCUUUUCCAUGAUUAAACCAUUUCUGACCGAAAAAAUUAAGGAACGGAUUCAUAUGCAUGGGAACAAUUACAAGCAAAGUUUACUUCAGCAUUUCCCCAAAAUUCUUCCUCUCGAAUAUGGUGGUGAGGAAUUCUCCAUGGAGGACAUUUGUCAGGAGUGGACAAAUUUUAUCAUGAAGUCCGAAGAAUAUCUCAGCAGCAUUUCUGAGACCAUUUAGAGAGAAGUUCUUUCCUGUGAAUGAAUGUCCAAACUGAAAAUUCACGAGUGAGAUUCAAUCUGGUCUCAUAAAUGAAAGAACAAUCCUCUAAACUAAUUCAUGUUUGUCUGAUCUUUAACAAAGUAAAGAAGAAAUCUCUUGCAUAAGCCAUAUGGGUAUUUGGGAAAACAUUUUACUUUUUAAAUAUAUAUUUUUCUGCUUUUGAAGUAAUUGAAUGCUAGUGUACCUUAAAAGCAUAAAAGAGAUGGUGGAUCUUCAAACUUGGAGAAGUAACUUAAUUAUUUCUAAAGGCUGUUAUAUGUAUCUUUAUGUAUUGUUGAAUAUCUUUUUGUAAGUUUCUGUUUUUGUAUGUAUGUUUUUGAAAGUUUAAUUUUAAACAAGUUUUCUGAUUUCAUUAUUUAGUAAUUAAUUUGUAAAUCAGUCCACUGAAAAGACAUGCCCACAUUAGCAACUCAUGAUAGAAGAAUUAUUAACACUCAUUUGGGGUGGGUAUUUUAAUUCAGAUUGAAAUCUAAAUAAAGUUUUACAGUUUUUUCUUUGGACCAGCAAGAUAAUUCAUCUCAGGGAAAUUCUUGUAGCACAUUUGCACAAUAAACCUAUUUGAUCAAAGAGCACAUAUGCUAUAGUACUAUAAACAGCAUCUGAAUGUCUUUAUGAAAUUUGUCAUGCUAAUAUAAUUGAUUAAAACUUAAGAAAAUAUUUCAGGCACAGUUGAUGGCUUCUCAAUACUGUUUUACAUUUUUCAAACAAAUCAAGAAUGCAAUUUCUUUUUGUGGUUAUUAUAAUUAUCAGGCUUGUAUAGACAUUUAGAGAAAGAAUAAUAUUUAUUUAUCUUAUAAAUGGAGUAUUUUUAGUUGAAGGAUUAAUAGAACUACAUAAAGGAAAGGACAUACUUCCAUUUUCUAAAUCAUUACCAAUUACGUCUGGUAUUUUUCAGAGUAUUCAUAAAAUAAUUUAGGUUUUUAAUUAGAAUAUUCAAACUGACCUUUGCAAUCUUAUUUACU